UCCUCUGCGCGCGGCGCCCUGUGGGAUACCAAGGCCAGAGGGCGGUGUACUGCGGCGCUCCCGAGGAUACGAACUUCAAUUCCCACAAGGCUAUGCGGCCGAGCGCCUCGGGCGGCCUUCAGAGGGUCUCUGCUGCCUUCGGCCGCAGUGGGGUCUCUCCCCGCCGGUCGUGGUAGUGUCCUGGCCUGGCUGGAGGGGCGGCCCCGUGGGGGUCGUGCCUCCUGGAGUCGCCCCCGGGACGUCAGUCCUGGAGGAGGCGAGGGUUGUCCCAAUUGUUGAGAGGACUAUGAGCAAGUUGGAGAACUCGCUGUUCACUGGUUCCUCCUUAGCAUCCCAGAUCCAUGCUGCUGCAGUUAAUGGAGAUAAGAGUGCUCUGCAGAGGCUCGUCACAGGAAACCCUGCUCUUAAAGACAAAGAAGAUCAAUUUGGCAGAACACCACUUAUGUAUUGUGUGUUGGCUGACAGACUGGAUUGUGCAGAUGCUCUUUUGAAGGCAGGGGCAGAUGUCAACAAAACUGACCAUAGCAAGAGAACUGCCCUCCACCUUGCAGCUCAAAAGGGAAAUUAUCGUUUCAUGAAACUCUUACUUACACGAAGAGCAAAUUGGAUGCAAAAGGAUCUAGAAGAGAUGACUCCUCUACACUUGACCACCCGACACAAGAGCCCUAAAUGUUUGGCUCUUCUACUGAAGUUUAUGGCACCAGGCGAGGUGGAUACCCAGGAUAAAAACAAGCAAACAGCUCUGCAUUGGAGUGCCUACUACAAUAACCCUGAGCAUGUGAAACUGCUCAUCAAGCAUGACUCCAACAUUGGGAUUCCGGACGUGGAAGGCAAGAUCCCACUGCACUGGGCAACCAACCAUAAAGACCCAAGCGCUGUUCACACCGUCAGAUGCAUACUGGAUGCUGCUCCAACAGAGUCUUUACUGAACUGGCAAGACUAUGAGGGCCGGACACCUCUUCACUUCGCAGUUGCUGAUGGAAAUGUGACAGUGGUUGACCUCUUGACCUCCUAUGAAAGCUGCAAUAUAACAUCUUAUGAUAAUUUGUUUCGAACCCCACUUCACUGGGCAGCUUUGUUAGGCCAUGCACAGAUUGUCCAUCUCCUUUUAGAAAGAAAUAAGUCUGGAACUAUCCCAUCUGACAGCCAAGGUGCAACACCCCUGCAUUAUGCAGCUCAGAGUAACUUUGCUGAAACAGUUGAAGUGUUUUUAAAACAUCCUUCAGUGAAAGAUGAUUCAGACCUUGAAGGAAGAACAUCUUUUAUGUGGGCAGCUGGGAAAGGCAGUGAUGAUGUCCUUAGGACCAUGCUGAGUUUAAAAUCUGACAUUGAUAUUAACAUGACAGACAAAUAUGGAGGCACAGCCUUACACGCAGCUGCCCUUUCCGGCCACGUCAGCACCGUGAAGUUAUUAUUGGAAAACAAUGCUCAAGUAGAUGCUGUUGAUGUCAUGAAACAUACUCCACUUUUCCGAGCCUGUGAGAUGGGACACAAGGAUGUGAUUCAGACACUUAUCAAAGGCGGUGCAAGAGUAGACCUGGUUGAUCAAGAUGGGCAUUCACUUUUACAUUGGGCAGCACUAGGUGGCAAUGCUGACGUUUGCCAGAUAUUGAUAGAAAACAAGAUCAAUCCAAAUGUGCAAGAUUAUGCAGGAAGAACCCCAUUGCAGUGUGCUGCAUAUGGAGGAUACAUUAACUGCAUGGCAGUGCUCAUGGAAAAUAACGCAGACCCUAAUAUUCAAGACAAAGAGGGAAGAACAGCUUUGCAUUGGUCCUGUAACAACGGGUACCUUGAUGCCAUUAAGUUGCUGCUAGACUUUGCUGCUUUCCCUAAUCAGAUGGAAAACAACGAAGAGAGGUACACGCCACUUGACUAUGCUUUGCUAGGUGAGCGCCAUGAAGUCAUUCAAUUCAUGUUGGAACGUGGUGCCCUGUCCAUUGCAGCCAUACAAGACAUUGCUGCCUUCAAAAUUCAAGCUGUAUAUAAAGGGUACAAAGUCAGAAAGGCCUUCAGAGACCGGAAAAAUCUCCUCAUGAAGCACGAACAGUUGAGAAAAGAUGCUGCAGCCAAAAAGCGGGAAGAAGAAAACAAGCGAAAAGAGGCUGAACAACAAAAAGGACGGCUGAGCCCGGACUCCAGCAGACCUCAAGCCCCUCCUGGCCCGCCCCAAGAUGAGCUCAGCUGGCAGAGCCUGACCCCCAGCAAACAGCUUCCUGUUGGCAACAUGGUCCAGGUCCCUGAGCCAGGAGGCUGCAGAGGGUCUCCAAGAGGGUCUCUGGGCAGAGGCCCUCAGAAGGAGCCAUGUGUUUCAGACUGGCAAGGGACAGACUCCAGAGAGCCAAACGAAAUAGCCAAGGAGCAUUCCAAAGGCCGAUCUGCCGGUGUCCACUUCCGGCCCAGGACAGGCAACGAGGGGAGCAGGUGUCCCAGAGUGCCAUCUGCCGAGAAGCCCAGGGGCGAGUCAGGCAGCGAGCAGCGGUGUGAGAAGGGGAGAGGCCUUCCAAAGCAGCCACCCUCCACCAGGCCGCCUGGUGAGAGAGGGGAGGACACCAGUCGUGCGGCUGUGAGCUGCCCGCAGCACGAAGGCCACAGGAAGCCCAGCCAGCAGCAAGACAUGCCACCCAAAGCCAAAGGUGUCCCCCAAAAAAGGCACAUACAAGAAGUCAGAGGUAGAAGGUGCUCCCCUGCUGGUUCCAGCCGGCCUGGCAGUGCCAGGGAGGUAGGGAUGCAUACCGGGCCGAAUCCUCUCCAUCAUCGCAUGCCACGAAACAGAGCUGCCCACGACAAGCCCACAGGAGACAAUUCAGACCUGCCACCGAGCACAGAGGAGCUGCAGCCCCAAGCCAGGGAGCUGCGGACAGCCACCCCAUCUGGAAACGUUCUGGUGUCUAAGGAGACUCAACCUGCAGCUCUGGCCGUCACUGCGCAGAGUGUGAACAUUGACCUUCUGCCCGUAGAGCUCCGGCUGCAGAUAAUCCAGAGAGAAAGGAAUCGGAAGGAGCUGUUUCGCAGGAAGAACAAGGCAGCCACGGUCAUCCAGCGUGCCUGGCGAAGGUACCAGGUGAGGAAGCACUUGUCCCACCUUCUGCACGUGAAGCAGCUUGAAGCCAGUGAUAAGGACAGAUGGAGCCAGGAGUGCGUGGCACUGCUCCUCCACGUCUGGCGAAAAGAACCAGAAGUAAUGCUCCUGAAGACCACUGCUGCAAGCAAGACCCCCAAGAUCCCACCCAGGGGCAACCCACGCACCAGGGCCACCAAGCACUCGGUGCUCCAGCAGAUCUAUGGUCCUUCUCAAGAAGGGAGAGUCCGCCACCCCCCAAGACCUUGCAGAGCCCCUCCUGUGCUGCACCUCAAUUCAGUGAGCAACUUGCAGUGUGUACAUCUUGGGAACAGUGGAAGAUCAAAAAACUUUUCUUAUAACCUGAAACCUGCCACUCAAUCCAAAAAGCACACAACCACCAAUUUGCCCACCUGUGGGGGAAGACACUGUUCAGGGGAGCUGGCUUAGCAAAUGUGGAAUUCUCAUUCUCCAGUCAUCUUGCACGUCCUGGAAAAACCUUCUCACACAUCGGAAGCCUGAUGAGCCUGCA
Molecule: messenger RNA, 3590 nt
Organism: Ochotona curzoniae (black-lipped pika)
Lineage: Eukaryota; Metazoa; Chordata; Mammalia; Lagomorpha; Ochotonidae
Gene: INVS
Product: inversin
Exons: 17
Coding region: 287-3508 (1073 amino acids)
Biological process (GO): protein localization to ciliary inversin compartment
Cellular component (GO): ciliary inversin compartment
Molecular function (GO): protein binding
Source: RefSeq, a predicted model, not a curated record